UGCGAUUGCAGCUGGAGCCUUCCCGAGUCGGCUCGGGACAUAGUUUUGUUCGCUUAUGCCUCUAUUUUGCCCUGAAGCUGUGUGUAGUUUUGACUCGCAGCUUCUAUAUGAAGCUGACAUGGCUUCCUCAAGUUUGCUGUUCCUUUUGGGUGGUUCUACAAGAGCCUGUCCGCCUCGGCGUGUUAGUUACAUUGUGCUGGCUUCUGAUUCUGCUGACGAGGUCUGCUUGAUGUGCCUGGGUAGUGGCUGUGUGAGCUAAAGGUGUUGUAACUCUGCGGGGUGUAUUCAGAGUUUUUAAUAAGGGCAGUAAUUCAGGAUAAAGCUCUCUGCUGCAGAAUACUAUUUCUGUAGUAAGAUCAUAUUUGAAAGUGGUUUCUUUUCAAUUUUGGGUAGAGCCCUUAUAUUUUGGAAAUGGAUUGAGCCAAACAAAACUGGAGUGUUCAUUCCAAAGCACAAGUGAUAGAAAUAGAUCUUGCAUGUUUAGAUGAAGAAUAAGAAAUCAAACAUGGUUUGAGUUAACCAGGCCAGUAGUAAAGAAUUACAGCAGUUUACACUGUAGAAGUAACUCUGGAAUAAGUUCAAACUUAUGCAUGUAAUUCUUGAAGUCCUGUUAAGUAAUGAAGACAUUCUGAAGUCCUAAUCAGCCAUGGAGGAAACGGAUAGGGAAGCGGUUGCAACAGCUGUUCAGAGAGUAGCAGGAAUGCUUCAGCGUCCCGAUCAGCUGGAUAAAGUGGAGCAGUAUCGCAGAAGGGAAGCUCGUAAGAAGGCUUCAGUAGAAGCUCGACUCAAGGCAGCAAUACAGUCACAGUUAGAUGGAGUACGAACAGGUUUAAGCCAACUGCACAAUGCACUGAAUGAUGUGAAGGACAUUCAGCAGUCUUUGAUAGAUGUCAAUAAGGACUGGAGACAGAGCAUCAACACUAUAGAAAACCUCAAGGAUGUUAAGGAUGCUGUAGUGCAACAUAGCCAACUGGCAGCUGCUGUAGAAAAUCUCAAGAAUAUAUUUUCAGUUCCAGAGAUAGUCAGGGAGACCCAUGACCUGAUUGAGCGAGGGGAACUUCUGCAGGCUCACCGGAAACUGAUGGAUUUGGAGUGUUCUCGUGAUAACCUGAUGUAUGAGCAGUAUCGCAUGGACAGCAAAAACACGCAUGACAUGAACCUCAUCCACACGUACUUUGGGGAUAUGCAGAAGCUGUCUGAGGAAUUGGCAAAGCAGCUUUGGAUGGUGGUUCAAAGAUCUCUUGUUACGGUCCGUCGAGAUCCAACCUUGCUUGUCUCUGUUGUGAGGAUAAUUGAGAGGGAGGAGAAAAUUGACAGGCGCAUGUUAGACAGGAAAAAACAGACUGGGUUCAUACCUCCUGGCAGACCAAAGAAGUGGAAAGAAAAAAUGUUCAAUAUUUUGGAGAGAACUGUGAGCACGCGGAUUGAAGGCACUCAGGCAGACACCAGAGAAUCCGACAAAAUGUGGCUUGUGCGGCAUCUCGAAAUCAUCCGUAAAUACGUCCUCGAUGACCUGCUCGUGGCCAAGACCCUGCUGGAUCAAUGCUUUCCUCCACAUUAUGACAUUUUCAACAGGUUGUUAAACAUGUACCACCAGGCUUUGGCCACCCGAAUGCAAGAACUUGCUGCGGAGGAUCUGGAAGCAAAUGAGAUUGUUAGCCUUCUAACUUGGGUUUUGAAUACAUACACUAGUGCAGAGAUGAUGGGAAAUUCAGAACUGUCUCCUGAAGUGGAUGUAAAUUCUCUAGAUGCUCUGAUUUCACAAAAUGUGGUAGACCAGCUUCUCAACAAGUAUAUGUCAACACUCACUUCUAACAUCAUUGGCUGGCUGCGAAAAGCACUGGAGACAGAUAAAAAAGACUGGAUAAAAGAAACUGAACCAGAAGCAGAUCAAGAUGGGUACUAUCAGACUACCCUCCCAGCUAUUGUUUUUCAGAUGUUUGAGCAGAAUCUUCAGGUGGCUGCUCAGAUAAAUGAAGAUUUGAAAACAAAGGUACUCAUUCUAUGUCUUCAGCAAAUGAAUUCAUUUCUAACCAGGUACAAAGAUGAAGCACAGUUGUAUAAAGAAGAUCAUCUUAGAAAUCGUCAGUAUCCUCAAUGCUAUGUUCAGUACAUGAUUGCAGUCAUCAACAACUGUCAAACCUUCAAAGAAUCUAUCAUCAGUCUGAAGAGAAAAUACUUGAAAAGUGACAUGGAAGACACGUUGUCAAUCAGUCAUGCAAACAUGGAUGCAACUUUAGACAUCAUUGCUAAGGAAGGCUACUCUAGCCUGCUAGAUGAAGUCUUCAUGGAUUUAGAGCCACAUCUGAAUGAGCUGAUGACGAAGAAGUGGCUGAUGGGAUCUAACGCAGUGGGGACAAUCUGUGUCACUGUAGAGGAUUAUUUCAAUGACUUUGCAAAAAUUAAAAAGCCUUACAAAAAGACAAUGACUCUUGAGGCCCAUCGGCGAGUAGUUGUGGAAUACAUCAGAGCAAUCAUGCUAAAACGUAUAUCUUUCAAGAAUGCGGAAGAGCGAAAAGAGGGUGCAGAAAGAAUGAUCAAAGAAGCAGAACAGUUCAGAUUUUUGUUUAAGAAGCUUGCAGCUGGCUCUGGAGAGGACACUGAAGGACUCUGUGACAUCAUUGAAGCCAUUGCAGAGGUUAUCAAGCUGACUGAUCCUUCACUGCUCUAUCUAGAAGUUUCAACUUUAGUCAGCAAAUACCCAGAUAUCAGGGAUGACCACAUUGCAGCUUUGCUGACAGUGAGAGGGGAUGCCAGCAGAGAUAUGAAGCAGACUAUCAUUGAAACUCUGGAUCAAGGUCCAAGCCAACCAAAUCCAAACUAUGUGCCAAUUUUUAAAGAAAUUACAGUUCCUACUCUCACUGUGCCAAAACUUCUGAAGUAAUUGACAACUCUGUGUUUGUGUGUCAUUACUGCUCUGGGAUCAACAGGUUUGAAAUACUUGUGGACAAAUUUGGCAAUGCUAUUUUGAGUAAAGUUCAAUAUACAUUGAUACUUGCUAGGCAUAUUUCUUUCUAAAGACUUGGACAGGAGGAAAUGUGGGAUUUCUGAAAGAAGAAGGAUUAAAGGUCAUGUUUGAAGAACAAAGCUUUUAAUGGCAUGGGUUUUUUUAACUGACCCGUUUGUCACAGCUGGUUUUGCUGUCAGCAAAUACAUUUUUCUUGUGGAAUAUGUUUGCACAGUGCACUGCAAUGCUAUAUAAAGAUAUUUAUACCAAAACCUGCAGAGCUGUAUUAGUGCUGGAUAUACUAACAUACAUCACUUACAAUACCUAAGCAGGCUCCUUUAGAACUGUCUUUAUAUGGCACUGCAUUCAGUGUUCAUGUCAAUCCACUUUCACAUUAUAUUUUGUGUAUGUACUUAUUUUGGUGUAAAAUAGUUUAUUGCAGAAAACUUAAUUAUGAAAUCAGUUUCCUGACUUAAAGGACUGAAUGAAAUUGCUACAGUGCAAUUUGAUUAUAGGUUGAAUAAAGAGAUAAGGUACAAUUUUUUUUCACUGAUUGACUAAAAACAGCACAUAAAGCACAUCAGUUCAAUAAAAUGUUAAACCGUUGCUAUGUUCAGCUAUGAUUCUUUGCAUCCUUGUAGAUUUACAGAGCAUGUAAAUCUUUUUUGUUGUUAAGUGUGAAUAAAAAUUGGAUUUAAUAGUUUUCUGAAAACACAA
This is a messenger RNA of Sturnus vulgaris (Common starling), 3664 nucleotides long. The record is from RefSeq and is a predicted model, not a curated record. Lineage: Eukaryota; Metazoa; Chordata; Aves; Passeriformes; Sturnidae.